AAAGAAAAGAAAAACCAAUUCAACGAAGCAAACGAAUUUCAAAAUGUCCAAAUCCAAUUCCAAGGUUAUUGUGAACCACCACCACCAACCGCUAUCGCAAUCGCAACCACAAAUACAACAACAAUAAUAAUAAUAGUUAAAUAAUAAUAUUAUGAGAGUAACAGAAAAUAACGAGAGUUAAGCGGAGUGUGUCGUAAAAAUCGCGGUGAUUAGCCAGUGAUUAGCUGGCUAUUGCAACGGAACCAGAAACAAGGAGGGAAUCUGGCUGGGAUUCAUGCCGGAUGUGCUGGAUGCGGACGCUGGGCAGCAACUGAAGCUGGAGCGGCUCUGGCUCUGGACCGAGUGGAUCGAGAGAGGGAUCGAGACGGAUCGGGAGACGGAUCGAGGCGAUCGAUCGAGCCAACGAAGAAUACCGCUCCGCAGCCCACACUACUGAUGAUGAUGGGGCCAUGAGCCCAUCAUUACUCGCAUUGAAUUGGAGUCGCAAGCGCGUCUCAAGCGGGCCUGCACCAUGCUAGCACCGCCGAACCCGAGGUCAAUAUGCGGCCAGGACCCGGGCUGGUCGUGAUGGCGCUUGCGUUUAUUUCGGGGGCUCGGCGUGGCAGCAGCAGCAGCAUUUUCAGCUCAGCAACAGCAGCACCAACAGCAGCGGCAGCAGCGACAUCUGCAGCAGCAACUGCAACUGCAUCUGCAGCAGCAACAUCUGCAACAGCAGGAGCAGCAGGAGGAGCAAGGGGCAGGGCAACCGCGUUACCGUCCACUGGCGAGUCGUCGUCUUCAUCGUCAUCGUCAUCGUCAUUCGUUCGCAGCUCUGGCUCGUACCUGCUGCCCAUUUUCCUGCCCCACCAUCUCGACUUUGGGCUCCACUUCCAGCCACAGCUGCCGCCGAAGGGGGAGUACUAUCAGCACUCCGAGUCCUGGGUGGCGGACAGGCGGCAGCAGCAGCAGCGGCGACGGCGGCGUGAGAGCAGCAGCAGGGAUAUAGCCGGUAGAGCGGGAGGAACAGGGGCGCCAGGAAGAGACCAGCAGCAGGAGGAGCAGCAGGAGGAGCAGGAGGAGGAUCAAGAGUCGCCCCAUCGCGGCCUGACCGUGCAGUUCCCCUCAUCGCAGGCCUACGACGACGAGGACCAGGACAUCUUUGCCCUGGUGGCCGAGGACGAUCUGCUGUCCGAGGAGUCCUUCGAUCGCCUGUUCAAGCUCAACGAAGACGCCGACGAAGAGGACUACAAGCAGCAGCAGCCCCAAGCGGAAACGGAAAUAGACACAGAGCCAGAGAGCGAGACAGAGACAGAGAGAGAAGCGGAAACAGAGACAGAGACAGAAACGGAAGCGGAAACAGAAACCGAGCAGCAGCAGCAGGACGAGAGCCGACUGAUUGAUGAGGGUGUCCUGCAGCACAGCGAGCACAGCCACUCGAAGGAGCUGUUCGCCAAUAGCCAGUACAGCUACGAUAACAAUAAUAACAAUAACAAACGAGAGGCCAGCAGCGGCCACAUCCUUGAUGCCCAGACGGCCCAGUUGAUUGGCCACAAGGAUAACAGCCUGUCCGCCGUGGCCACCACCGAGUCAGCAGGAAGCAGCAGCACCACCACAUCCUUGCCAGCACCCGUGGACCUAAAGAAGUCCAUUCUCGGGACUGCGACUUCGUUAACACGCCUUAAUCCUUGGAUAUCAGCCUGUGAUCUGGCACAGCCGGGCACAGCAACCGACUUGCAGGGUCAGUGCUCGGCUGGAACACUGCCCAUGGCCUGGGUCGAUGAGGGACCCGGGCCCCCAACCUGCCCCCGAUCCUGCGCCGAGCAGCAGCAACUGAAGCCAGCGGCCUCCAAGGCGAAGCGGAGUGUCAACAGUAAUACAAUAAAUAAGGUCAAGUAUUUCGUAAACUAUAAGACAGCCCAGAUGCGUUUGCGCCGCGGUGGUGACUACGCGAUGGACGCCACCGAUGGAAGCCCAUCCACAUUGCCGAGCAGCACCACCGACCAGGAUGUGGAUGUGGACAUGGACAUGUCCUCCUCCACCACCACUGAGGAGGCAGUGCCACCGGAGCCGACGCUGUCCUACAGCCAUCUGCAUGCCCAGGAGCCGGUCCUCAUCCAGGAUCCCCAUCCUCAGGCGGAGCAGCAGGGGCAGGAGGAGCAACAACAGUGCCUUGAAUAUCUGGGCGAUUCCGCCGAGUCGAGUCCGCAGCACCUGUGCGGCCUCCAGUCACCUGGUCAUCUGCUGGAGCGGCUGAGGCUCCUGCGGCUGCGCAACUGCUGCGAAAGGAGCGUCUUCAGUGCUCUGCACACGCUGGCCCUCAAUGCCAGUCUAUCGGAUCGGCAGGAGUGCGUACGCGUCCUCAGCGAUCUGCUGGACGUGGACAACCUGGCCAACAGGAUCACCUGCGAGCUGGCCGAGAUCCUGUUCCGCUUCGACUGCCGGCAGGUCUACUCGCUGAUCAAUCAGUGCGACGAUUGCAAGGAAGCAUAUCGUCGCUGGGUCUGCAGUACACUAGUGCCAUAUUUUGCCGAGCCAAAGGACGUGUCGCCGAAGCCAAAGGACGAUGGCCCGGCGGUCAAAAGCAAACGCUCGGCGAGAAGUGCAGAGGCGGCGGACGGAAUCAAGCAUAAAUCUCUGAAAUUAAUCAGCAAUAACAAUAAAUCAAAUAACGGCAAUAACAUGAACGAGCGUCAGAUUAAUCAGAAGCAUGACAAGAGCUCGAAUGCGAAUGCGAACGCGAAUGCGAACUCGAACUCAAACUCAAACGCCAACAAGGACAUUGACCGCAGCGUGGAGGAGGCGAUUGGCAGGGACCUGGCUCAGACAUUCUUCGAUGUUGUUGGCCUGUCUAAGCCCCGGCACAGUGGAGGCGAGGUGGAGCUCGUCCUGCCAGAGGAACGGGAGGGGAACAGGAACGGGAACGGGGAGAGGGAGACGGAUACGGAGGCUGAGGCCGAACAACAAUCCAAUAAUUUCAUAUCGACUGCCAAUAAUUCGGAUCCCAGAGCCACGGAUCCAGUGAUAUCAAAACUACAGAAGAGAUCAACACGCAAGACAGAGUUCCGUAAGCGCCGUCGAAUCCGGCCGUGCCUGAGCGUCUGCCAAACCGUGGAACAAAAGUGCCCCUACCUGCUGCCCGCCGAUCGCGCCCCUGCGCUGCCCACCCAAUACGCAGGCGAGCCGACAUUUCUCUGCCUAGAUCAAAAUAUACCCGAGACAGGGGCGCAGCUGGAGAAGUCGAGCUACGGGCCCAACGAUUGCUGCUACAGCUACUGCAAUGGACCCAUGUCGGGGAUCUGCACCGUCUGCCAGGACUUCAGUCAGCCAGCCAGGAUGGAGGAGGGGGAUCCUUCGGGCAACUCCAGCACCACCACCCGCCGAGUGCACAACAUCACGCUCUCGCUGAGCUCCCACCCCGGCGAGCAUGCCCGGGCGAAGAGCGUGGCCCUGGCCCUGAGGAAUGUUAGCCGCACGGAAGGGGAUCCGAAUGCCGUGGAAACCCUGCUCGAACGCCUGCCGUACUACGCCCGCACCCACGACGGGAUCUUCUACUACGACGAGGAGGGCGAGAUGCCCAAGGCCUCGCUCUCCGGCGACUGUGCCGUUGUGCCCCCCGCCACCACGCGCUGCACCAUUCCCUACUACGCCUCCGGAACGGAUGGAUCGGUGGCCAAGGCGCCCACGCAGCUCCUGGUCUGGCUGAGUGCCCUACUGGGCCUCCUCAGCAGCUGUGGAGCCGCGCGGCAAAGGUGGAGCUGCCAGUGGAGCGGCUGUAGUAGUGCCCACAGGAGUCGCAGUCGUCAGGCUGUGUCCUGCGAGGCCAGCUGCCACGAGCAGGAGUUGGUGGUCAAGAGCAGGAACAGCAGUCAAAGGAAUACCACUCCCAGAGAGAAGAAGGAGAAGCAGAAGCAGGCGGCUUCGGUGGUGCAGGUGGUUCCAUUUCCAUUUCCAUUCAAAACCCACCAGUGGCCCAGGCUGACCUGCAGCAAAGUGCGAUACUUCAGUAGCCGCAGCAAGUUCAAAGGUCCCAGCUGCAAGGACUCCGCAGGAUGCAUUAGGACUAGGAACUAUCGCUACUUCUACUACUACAACUACAACAUCAACGAUUGGUGGCGGAGAUGGUGGUUAUAGUGCCUGUCAGUCGGAAGGAGCAUCAGGAGGGAUCAGGAAGGAGGCGGGUUAAGAAGGAUUAAACCAUGAACAGGCGAUACCAAAUACUAAUAAUAGCUAAAUCAGAAUCGAUGCAUUGUAGGUGUGGCAAAUGGUCAAACAAGAGACGACACACAACAAACAUGAAUUACGAAUUAAACGAAACGGAAAACAGAAACCACUUAAAUAUUUAUGGUCCUCUUUCAAAACGAAAUAAAAACAAGCAUGAAUUAAUUAUAAAUCUCUAUUGAAACAAAACCAAAAUAGCAUAUUUUAUUACAACUAGAACAAAAUGAAUAUGAAUAUUUAAUUAAACAAAAAGCAACUGCCACAAGAAUAGGUUUUUUAGAUAAACGAUAACGGAAGUAUAAAAAGAAACCAAAAAAAUGAAAACAUUUAACAAAAAACGCAUACAACUAAAAUAUAAAAGGGGGAUAAAGGCGACGGAAAAUAUAAAUAGUUAAUAAUUUAAUUACUGGCGAACAAAAAUACGAAAAGUUUAGGCUAGCUAUAAAAAAAGAAGACGAAAAGAAAAAAUCCAAAUUUACUAGACUACAAAUUUGAAAGCGGCAAUGGCGAUUAGAGGAAAAUGCAAAAUAAAAACACCAUUUCAGUCAAAAGUAUGGGCCGCGUAUCAACCACCUUUCAAAGAAAAGCGAAACGUGAACUUUACUUAAUUAGUUUAAACCCCUGCGCACGCGUAUGUGUGUGGAAUACUAUAGUCAAGGUGGGAGCGAUUUAAUUAACAAUUAAAACAAUUAACGGGGAUGGAAAACCAAAAGAAGCCGCAAAAGUGUCUAAAAAUGUCUUUAUUUAGUUUAAAGAAAAUAAAAGAGGUACCGUAAACAUUUGUAUAAUCCAAGAAAAACAGAAAACAAAGAGCCAAAAUGAAAAAUGUAAAAGAGAAGAAGAAGAGUAUGUAAAGCGCACAGUAAAAACGUAUCUUUAAGAUUCAUCGACCGACAUAGCGAAGGUUCUGAUUCUGAUUCGGUUAGGAAACGGAAGCGGAAAUGGAAACGGAAGCAUUACCAGCAUAUAGAACUCACAUACAGUUGUGUAUGCAUAUAUGAACGAUAGAUAUAGUGACAAGAUGCGCAACGUCAGGCGCUAAAUACGAUGGAGAGGCGUGGUCAGAAACAGAAGAAGAAACCGAAACCGAAACAACAACAAUAUACCUACUAUAUAAAUACUAACAAUGAAUAAUAAUACUUUUUGUAAUAAAGUGAACUCUAUGUAGCGUAUAUAUAUAAUUAAUUAUAUAUAUGAAAUAUAUAUAUUUAUAUAAUAUAUAUUGUCUUAACAACUUAUCGUACAUAACUUGCAGCAAAAAAUGAAAACUAUGAGAAAAACCAAAAUACGAGAACCCCGAACCCCUAACGGCGAAACAAAAACAAAGGACACGUAAAUAAUUAAGAAAUAUUAAAAUAAUUAGUCGUAUUUGGUAUUAACUAAUUAACUAUUAAAGUAAGAACUAAACAAUUUGAGAGAACCCUCUGAUAGAGCACACUCGCCCACACUCUCACAGAUGUAGGAAGACGACACCUUCUUUGAGCACUCCUAAUGGUUCAGUUUACAGUUAGUUUCCUAGUUUCUCAGUUUCCCCCACCUCCAACCAGUCACUCCACCCAAUCUCACUUCUAUUCCAUUCCAUGUUUUCCGGAAAAGUGUUUUUCUUUCGAUCUUUUUCUCUGUGAAGUCUAUUAUCGAACGGUUUAACCCACUGCAGGCAGUGUCGGAGUUACCAGGAUUUAAGUCUAUUAGGAAUGCUUUUCCGUUUGCAAAAAUUUUCACAACAAAUUUGCAUUACCAAAAAACUGACGAAAUUACUUUAGGAGGAGAAGAGGAUUGAGAGAUAGCGGUAUAUGGAUUUUGUUAGAUGUUGUAGUAGUUAACGUAAACGACUUAACGAGCAGGAGCAGCAGCCUUCAUUAAGAACCCUCCACUCUCCACCCUCUCUGGUUAGCCCCCAUAUCAAUAGAUCUUUGUAAAUACAGAUUACGUAUGAGCAAUUCGCCUCCUAUCACCGAAUAUAUAUUCAAUACCUUUCGCUCUUUUGAUUCCUCAUUCCGAAUUUCCCCUAAUUGCGCUCAUAUGCGAAACUCUUUCCGUAAAUUAUAUAGCAAGUGUAUAUGAGUUAAGGGGUGGCCACAACUUUUCACUUAUUGGGGCGAAUGCGUAACCUUUUCUAAGCAACAAAAAACAAGGAGAAAGGCGGAACGACACCGUUAUCAAACAUUUCAAUGGCGGAACGGAAACGGAAAUGGAAAUGGAAACGGUAGCGGUAGCGGAAACAGAAGCAGAAACAGAAAGCAGAGUCAGCCGCUGGCACAAAUUGCGCGCAUAUAGAAUGCAAAUUGUUAUGAAUUAUUGUGUACUUUUGUAAAACUUUUUGAUAUAUAUAAUAUAGUUAACAUGAAUAGAUGCCUAAAUAAUAAUAAAUUAAAUGUUAAUUUAUUUAAAUGUAAACAAUAAAUAGAGAAGGACACUGGAGUAGGCCAACGGGGCGAUCGGCAUCUGGAUUUGCGGUUUGUUGAUCCCAAAAUCGACUUAAAAAUCCAAAUCCAAAUCCGAUCCGAUCCCGGGCAUUAGCGUAUGUACGAAAUAAAUUUUAGGCACCAUCGGAGAACGAGGAUCUUAACUCCAGACGGCGAUAUUUCCCUUGUGCAUAGCGAAACUAGUUGAAUUGUGUACGUAACGUGGGUAAAAUCAUAGCACCAGAUCUAAACCAUCGACUUUGCAUGGCCAUCACACACACAAUCAGAAUCACACAAUCGAUACAAAUUCAAACUCAAAUUCAAAUCCAAAUCCGAAUCAAUAACCAAUUAGCACGAAUUAUACAAUAAUUUUUGUAAUUGAUUAGCCGCUGCCACACAAACAAAAACGAAAACCAAAAACCAAAAAAAAACUCCG
Molecule: messenger RNA, 7038 nt
Organism: Drosophila takahashii
Lineage: Eukaryota; Metazoa; Arthropoda; Insecta; Diptera; Drosophilidae
Gene: Mid1
Product: Mid1
Biological process (GO): calcium ion import across plasma membrane
Cellular component (GO): plasma membrane
Molecular function (GO): stretch-activated, monoatomic cation-selective, calcium channel activity
Source: RefSeq, a predicted model, not a curated record